Messenger RNA from Populus trichocarpa (black cottonwood), 2309 nucleotides. Its product is annotated as squamosa promoter-binding-like protein 18. Gene Ontology annotation, molecular function: DNA binding. The record is from RefSeq and is a predicted model, not a curated record. The transcript has 4 exons. Bases 398 to 2083 code for a protein of 561 amino acids. Lineage: Eukaryota; Viridiplantae; Streptophyta; Magnoliopsida; Malpighiales; Salicaceae. Gene Ontology annotation, cellular component: nucleus.
AGUAAAAAGGAGUUUGAGAAUCAUUUGUCAUUUGAGUCAAUGUCUGUUUUCUCUCUCCAAAAUGAGCAACUACUACUGGCUCUGAUUCAUGGAGUCUCGGGGAACACAACUAUGAAAAAUCAUUUUCAGUGAAUUGGGUCUGCCUAAAGGAACUGAUUUGUUCCGUAAAUCGGAGGCUGGAAAGAGUUGGGCUUUUUUUAGUUAGUGUGCGCAGAGCUCAGCAAGAUUCUUGAACAAUCAGUCACACGUGGUUUGUUUUUUGUUUGAAGCCCCUUGUGGUUUAGGAGAUACAAUUUAACUUGGUUUUUGCCUUUUUUAGUGAUUAAGUGUUAAGGGGGUGAUUUUCUUGCUUAAUUUUGAAAGUGGAUUUUAAUAAACUGUGGUUUUGUCAUCUGUAAUGGAGUCUGGGAGCUAUGUUCUUGGAGGGAAGGGUCAUGUAUCCAAUGAGCCAACAUCAUCUUCUGAUACGUUUUCAAGAAGCAAAAAUGUUUUGAUGAGUUGCGAUUUGAAAAAUCAAUGUAAUUUUGAAUAUAACUUCUUAGCCUCAGGUUCACAAGCUAUUGAGAAUGGAGCUCGAGGGGAACUAGGUUAUCAGCAAUUGAUAGAGAAACAUGCACCUGACACCUCAAUCAGGAAUGCCUUAAUAAGUGAGGUGUCUGGUAGAAAAAACAUCAAUCCCUUUGUGGUAACCCCAAAUUCAUUCUCCUUAGAAGAUGAGUCCACUUCCAGGCUUUCAAGCACUGCGAUGGACUCUGAUUGCAGGGUUUCUGCAUUCAUUGAUUUGAAUCUUGGGAGGUUUGGUGAUCCUAGAGAUGUACAGAAUUGCAGAAGAAUUCCCAAAAGCACAUCUAUCGUGUCCCCAUCUAAGUCAUCUGCACCUCCAAGAAGGCAUCGAGCAGGAAUGAAUUCCCAUACUGCCUAUUGCCAAGUUUAUGAUUGUAACAAGGAUCUCAGCUCCUCAAAAGAGUAUCACAAGAGACAUAAAGUAUGUGAAGUUCACUCCAGGACUGCCAAAGUCAUUGUCAAUGGAAUAGAACAGAGGUUCUGUCAGCAAUGCAGCAGGUUUCAUUUGCUCGCUGAAUUUGAUGAUGGUAAGCGCAGCUGUCGCAAACGCCUUGCAGGCCACAAUGAGCGAAGGAGAAAGCCUCAAGUUGGUCUUCAAUCUGGACGAACUGGAAGGCUACUUCACCCUUACAGUGGCUUUUCCAGCAGUAGGUUUCACGAAACUGUGUUACCAACAACAUCUUUUAUCUGCCAAGACAUACUCCAGAGUGGCCUAUCGCAUCCUGAUAAAUAUGGAGCAAAUGAUUGGUGCAAGCGUGUAAAAAUUGAAGAUGGGACUGGUUUUAGUCCACCAUCAGCAAUUCCCAUUACAAAUGCAUAUCUGCACUCAAAGCCCCUCUUCCCUUCUAAUAAUUCUGAGAAAAUGUUUCCAACUUUUCAUGAAGAUGGAGCUAGCACUGCAUCAGGAAGCAUUUUCAAUGAGAGCACUCAUAGAUAUCCAGAUGUUAUGGGAUGCAGAACUUCUAGUUCACAUUCGUUUCUCCAGGAUACGUCUUUGGGAAAUGAUGAAUUCGCUGCUUUUGAUGCAGCAUCAACCAUUCAAGAGUUAUCGGGGAUCACAGCUUCUGGCUGUGCUCGCUCUCUUCUGUCAUCUCAAUCACAAAAUUCUUCAAGCCAUUCAUCAGGAAUUCCUAUGGCCCAGCAGCUGCUAGUUUCAUGCAGAAAUACAUGUUACAGCAUGGAUCAAAUCAUAGGAGUUAGCUCACAGGUUUCUUCAAGUACUGGGGUACCAAAUAAGUUCCCUUCAUGGGUGACGAGUUCCGUCAAGGGGAGUCAUUUGGGUCCAAUGCCGAUACCUGAAAAUAGUCAUGUCGUCAACUUUGAUAUAACAGAUGGGGUAUACCAUGGAUUUAAUGCCAAAGAUCACUUUGGCAGUGAAGAUGACACGACUAUUGACUUGCUUCAACUGUCGUCACAGCUUCAGCGAGUGGAACAUCAAAAGCAAUCAAUGCAAGAGAAACAGGAAAUGAUCCUUUCAGCUGCCCCGGCAUCACUCAAAAAGGCCAGUAAAUUUCUUUGAUGAAUGGAAUAAAGACGGUCAAUCACCAUCAUGCCUCUUGAAAUAUUGUACGCUCUUGUCACCAGAAUGACAGUGCAACACUGAAACUGACAAUUAUAAUAGCUCAAGAGGCAAUAAAUUUCCCUACAAUUGACUUGUUUUCUUUUGAUUUGGAACUAUUGGACACGAUUAUCUUCUCUUGCAAACUCUCCUCCUCUUGAAUGAGAAUCUUCUCUUCUAUUCUCAA